AUGAUGCCACAGGAGGAGUCAGCCCGGUCUGUAGACUCCUUCGCGGGCAUUGAUAGGGAGAUCGCUGCUGCGAGGAAAGCCUAUGCAGUUGAUCACUUUCACCUUCUGUCUUUACUCGACAGCUCUCUACGCCUCAGGCGAACCAAGUUCCCAGAUUCCCAUCCCGAGGUCCAGACGGUCAUGCGAGACCUUUGCCUUGCAUGCAACGAGGCUGUCCAGGCCUGGAUGCGAGAUUUGGUUAUUGUAUGUGUUGAGCAUCGUCAAGCUGAGGGGUAG
Messenger RNA from Perkinsus marinus ATCC 50983, 276 nucleotides. RefSeq lists its product as hypothetical. The coding region runs from base 1 to 276 and encodes 91 amino acids. The record is from RefSeq and is a predicted model, not a curated record. NCBI's taxonomy places the organism in Eukaryota, Perkinsozoa, Perkinsida, Perkinsidae. The transcript has 4 exons.